AUGAGCCUUUGGGAACAAGCAUAUGAAAGUCUAAAAGAAAGCGAGCCGCAUCUUAUUCAAGCAUACGAGAAGAUCCUGGCUCGAGAAUCUGGAUCACAAGGAGUCAUCACGCAUGGAGAUCGGUCGGAAAAAGAAAAAGAGAUGUCUCUCAUCAUCAAAGCAAGGCUUAAUCAAAUGGACGAGAGGCGGUGGAAAAUUAGACUAGGAUCCAAGUCUGUCGAUUGUCGAAAGCAGGUCGACAAAGUCGUUCGGUUCUUGAUCAUAGCCAAAGACAUUAUUCAGCCAGCCGGCAAUGUCGAUCCAGUGCACAUCGGUCUCCCGCUCGUUGGUGUAUGCAUCCUACUCCAACUUUCCGUACGUGACAGCACACAGCGUCUUGAGUUCCUGAAAGGUCUAGAUUAUGUAUCAUAUUUGAUCCCGCGUUACGCUGCUAUUGAGGAGACCUAUCUAGAUAGACAGGAGACUGUCCUGUGGAAGGAGUACAAGGCUGCAAUAACGAGACUUUACGGCCUCGUCCUAGAAUAUGAAGCUCGAGCUGCCUGCCAGCUGGUGAAGAACACUGGAACUCAGCUAAUCAGAAACAUGGUCAUUGCUGACGAUUGGCAAACUAUUAUUGAGCGAUUGAAGACAUUGAACCAGACAUGCGAGGAGCUGAGACAGACAAUUGAUUCAAAUGACCAGCGAACAUGUGCGAUUCGACUGGAUCUCUUGCUGGAGGAACAUGAUAACAAGCUUGCCCAACUGAUACGGGCGUCGGAACGAAAAGAUGAUCUCUUACUAAAAGAAAUUACAUCGACGAGGCAGGAACAGCGAGAAUGGCGAUUGACAGACGAUGAAAGAAAAUGUCUCCAAGCUCUACGAACAUCAGACUACGAGGAACAUAAAUCUAGAAACCCGCACCGAGUAGCUGGAACUUGCCAAUGGUUUCUACAACACCCAAACUUUAAGUCCUGGGUAGAAAGUGAGUCAUCAAAUCUACUUUGGGUCUCUGCAGAUCCUGGUUGCGGUAAAUCAGUGCUUUCGAGGUAUCUUAUCGAGGAGGUAGUCCCCAGCUGCGAGUCACGCACUACAUGCUACUUCUUCUUUAAAGAUGAUAGCACUGAGCAAAAAACUCUCUCAAAUGCGCUCAGUGCAUUGUUGCAUCAAUUGUUCUCUCAGAAUCGCAAAUUGCUUAAUCAUGCACGCCUGCACUUUGAUCGAGAAGGUCUGAAGCUCUCACAGUUGUCUCACACCCUAUGGGCUGUUCUUACAGAAGCAGCGAGUGACCAAGAAGCUGGCAGUAUUGUAUGUAUCCUAGAUGCACUCGACGAAUUGGAAGGAUUGGGUCGAAACGAGCUUAUAACAAAUCUCAAUGCAUUUUACGGUAGCCUCGGAGCUAAGACAUCUAACAUCAACUUUAUCGUCUCUAGCAGGCCAUAUUUUGGUAUCGAGCGCCAGUUCAUGGAGCUUACUAGCCACUUACCCACUAUUCGUCUAGCAGGAGAGGAGGAAUCGGUCAAGCUAAGUCAAGAAAUAGACUUGGUCAUUCAGGAUAGAGUCCGAAAUCUUGGAACCGAAAUUGAUCUCAGCGAAGUCUUGCAGUCAUCUCUCCAAAACAAAUUACGAGCGAUCCCACACAGAACGUACCUAUGGCUCCAUCUCAUCUUUGAUAGAUUUGAUAGUCCAAGUUACACUGAGCGGGAGAUGGAGAAGAUUAUUGAAACCACUCCACAAACUGUGUCCGCCGCCUUCGAAUCUAUCCUAGCGAAGGUCAAGCCAGAAGAUAGGGUGGUGGUCAAAAAACUCUUGCAAUUUGUAGUCGCAGCUGAAAGACCAUUGAGCCUCGAGGAGACACAGAUAGCCAUAAACUUGAAAGACACCACCAAGUCAUAUGAGGAUCUUCAUUUGCUGCCCCUUGAUGUCUUUAGAAAGAGGAUUCGACAUCUUUGUGGCCUAUUUAUAAGCGUCAUCGACUCAAAGGUGUAUUUGAUCCAUCAGACGGCGAAAGAUUUUCUCCUUGGACAUGAAGCUGAGUUGCCUGAAGGCAGCGAAGUCUGUGAAAAUCAUAUAUGCUGGGAGCAUUCAAUUUCACAGAGUGGUGCUCAUCUAUCACUCGCUAACGCCUGCCUUAGUUAUUUAGCGUUCGGAACCUUUGAAGGAAGCCCACUCAGUGCACUAGAAAAGGGGGUUUUUCGAGAAUACUUUCGCGGGAAAUUGUACCGAGGAAAGAAGACUGACAAGCACGGGAAUCACGAUGAUACGGAAUGUGAACAAGGUUUCUCAGCACAGUCAUAUUUGCGCAGGCAUGGGCUCCUUGAGUACGCGGCCUUGCAUUGGGCAAGCCACUUCCACACUGUACAGCACAUGGUAAAUGCACGCACUUGGGAACAAUAUCUGACAAUAUGUGACACCGAUUCAACACGUUUCCAGACAUGGUUCGACAUAUUGCUUGCACAUCGUGUAAAGGAGCCUACGAAGCGUCCAAAGGGUUGUAGUGGCCUUAUGAUCGCUUCCUUUCUUGGGCAUCUAGCAGGUGUGCAUCUGUUCAUUCGCAGAGACAACAAAGUACACGCUGUGGACGAAAAUGGCUGGACGCCCUUGAUAUGGGCGGCGUGCGGAGGCAGCACAGAAGUGGCUCAGCUACUUCUCGAGAGCGGGGCAAACAUUGAGCACAAAGAUUUAAAAGGGCGCACUGCAUUACACACAGCGGUAGCACAUGACGACGAUAGGCUCGUAAGGCAUUUGCUUGAGAGCGGUGCAAAUGCGGACUCAACGGAUCUUGAUGGUACCUCGAUACUAAUAACGGCAGUUCGGAAGUCCUGCCUUCCCAUCAUUCAGGAACUUUUGAAACGAGGGGUUGAUGUCAAUGCAGCAGACUUUUCAGGCAGUACAGCGCUAUAUCAUGCCUUGUGGCGUUACGUGGCGCCUGAUCGCCUUACACUUACAAGAAGGCUUCUUGAACGUGGCGCGAGGACGGAUCUGAUGAUGUCCAGUGGCUACACAGCGUUGAUAUCUGCAGUACGAACCGGUUAUCAGCAGAUGGCUGAAUUGUAUAUUGAAUUCAGCGAUUCAAUUGAGACCAAGGAUACAAAAGGUCGGACGCUACUACUGAUUGCUGCGAGAUACGAGCUUAGGGAGGGUUUUCAUUACCUUAUCGAGCAGGGCGCCGAUGUUGAAGCGAAAGACAAGCGUGGUCAGACAGCAUUGGCACUAGCAGCGAAAAGCGGAGGCGAUAAGUUCUCCUACCCAGAAAGAUAUGAAUCAUUCAUCGCAGAGCUUCUCAAAAGAAAUGCCAACAUAGAAGCAAAAGACAAUCAUGGUCGAACGCCGCUUUCUUGGGCUUCACGAACAGGACUAAUAUCGAUAGUGAAGUGUUUCCUCGAACACGGUGCAGAUGUGAACUCCAAGGAUCGAGAGGGCGCGACGGCGUUAUCGUAUGCGGUCACCUUUGGAAAACCAGACGUGGCUGAACUACUUGUCGAACACGGCGCUAGUGUUGAGUCGAAAUAUGCACACGGGAUGACACCACUGUGGUGGGCUGAUGAUAUCGUGACAGACGAGAAAGCAGAGGAGCAGGAACUGGACGCUGAUGGAGGAGCAAAUCCUGCUGAGUCCUCGUGA
Molecule: messenger RNA, 3600 nt
Organism: Bacidia gigantensis
Lineage: Eukaryota; Fungi; Ascomycota; Lecanoromycetes; Lecanorales; Ramalinaceae
Exons: 2
Coding region: 1-3600 (1199 amino acids)
Molecular function (GO): protein binding
Source: RefSeq, a predicted model, not a curated record